Messenger RNA from Puntigrus tetrazona (Sumatra barb), 2735 nucleotides. Its product is annotated as E3 ubiquitin-protein ligase RING2-A-like. Lineage: Eukaryota; Metazoa; Chordata; Actinopteri; Cypriniformes; Cyprinidae. Bases 182 to 1210 code for a protein of 342 amino acids. Gene Ontology annotation, biological process: negative regulation of DNA-templated transcription. The transcript is spliced from 7 exons. Gene Ontology annotation, cellular component: PcG protein complex; ubiquitin ligase complex. Gene Ontology annotation, molecular function: chromatin binding; ubiquitin protein ligase activity. The record is from RefSeq and is a predicted model, not a curated record.
UUGGUGACUCCGCAGACAACAACAUCCGGUUUGAGGAUGUUUGGAUGUUAGGACGUUUUGUCGCGUGUGCCGAGAAAGAUGAGCAGCAGAUGACAGGCUAACAUCCGAGUGUGAGCGAAGCUCUUCCUUCAUCUGCUCCCGGACAGUCGAGCUGGUAUCAUCUUCAGUUCUCAGUGAAGUUAUGAUGGCGAAUCCAGUCAGUCUUCAGACCCUAAGCAAGACAUGGGAGCUAAGUUUGUAUGAACUCCACCGAACGCCACAGGAGGCCAUCAUGGACAGCACGGAGAUCGCCGUGUCUCCCAGAAGCCUCCACAGCGAGCUGAUGUGCCCCAUCUGUCUGGACAUGCUGAGGAACACCAUGACCACCAAAGAGUGCCUGCACCGCUUCUGCUCGGAGUGCAUCGUCACCGCGCUGCGCUCCGGGAAUAAAGAGUGCCCCACCUGCAGGAAGAAGCUGGUGUCCAAGCGCUCUCUGCGCGCCGACCCCAACUUCGACGCUCUGAUCUCUAAGAUGUACCCGAGCCGUGACGAGUACGAGGCGCAUCAGGACAAGGUCUUGGAGCAGCUGAGCCGUCUGCACAACAAAGAGGCCCUGAGCAGCAGCAUUGAGCAGGGUCUGCGCAUGCAGGCCAGACACAGGGCUCAGCGGGUGCGUAAGCUGCAUGCGGAGAGCGAGAACGCCACCCUCAGCGGCGGGGAGGACGAGGUCUCGCAGGACUCGGGCCCUCCGAUCCACACCAGCAGUGCUGUAGAGCCCGGCCCCAGCCAGGCCAAGAGAGCGUCUGACGACUCCGGAGCCGAGGCCCCGUCCCCGCAGCGCUCCGAGAUCGAGCUCAUAUUCUGCCCACACCCCCUGCUGGUCGGCCAACAGCAGUACAGCCAGACACGAUACGUCAAAACCACAGCCAAGGCCACGGUGGACCACCUGUCGAAGUACCUGGCCCUGCGCGUGGCUCUGGAGGAGGGCUCGAGCGGCGCACCGGAGGGAACUCUGCGGCACGUCAGCGAGAAGCAGUUCACCAUCUACAUCAGCACAGCUGCGGGACAGUUCACCACACUCAAUGGCUCGCUGACGCUGGAGCUGGUCAACCAGAAGUUCUGGAAGCUCUGCAAGCCUCUGGAGCUCUUCUACGCUCCCACAGACCAGAACCAGACACCUCCGCUGCCACAGGUGGACGACGAGAGCCCAGGACAGUCAGCGCUGACCUAAAGGACUCUACUGAGGUCAGGACAGGUUCAGGCAGUCCUCUUCACGGAACGGGUCGCUCCUGCAGUGAAGCUCAGCCCGGCUUAAAGAGACAGUGCACCCGAAAAUGACAGCGAAUCAUUAAUUCCUCACCCGUAAGACGAAAUUAUUUUUGAUGGAUUCCGAGAGCUCUCUGACCCUCCAUAGACAACAACAAAAAUGAAAUGAUCCCAGAUCCAGAAACACAGCAAGCUGCUCCCGAUUGACAAAGUGUAGCUCCAGCUCUGAUCAAACAUACCAGAAGCCACUAAUUAAUGUCUUCGGACCCCUGCAUUAGAGAUUCAGCCUCAAAGCCGUGAGAUCAUUCUUCUCCCGGAGUUACUGUGAGAGUAUCACAUACACACUCUUUAGCCUAGGCCUAAACAACGCUGAUGACCUCUGUCACGUGGACUGUUUUAACAGUGAGUCUGGGAACGUUAUAGCUGUGUUGCUCUCUACGGAGGGCCAGAGAGCUCUCAGAUUUGAUCAAAAAAUGUAUUUAUUUGUGUUCUGAAGAUUGAAGUUGGAGUAACUAAUCACAGGAUUUAAAUUUGUGGGUGAAAGCACAAGACGGUCCAGGCCCUGAAUAAUGCCUACACACACACACUCAAUUUAAUACUGCACUGGAGUGGUGUGCCAUCACGCAUUAUCUUCAGAAAUUUUCUUACCAUGAAAUCAUUUAGAUGAACUGUCCAGUCCACGUUUAAUUCAUUGGAUAUUAUACUUUGGUAAUAAAGUUAUUGUAUCGCACACAUCACUGGUGCAGACAUUUGGUUUCAAUUGCAACUGCUGUUAAUCACUGUUAAAUAGCACCACUGCUCAGAUGUCUUGUCUGUCACACAUUCUCAGCGGAUUUUAGAGUAGUGUUGAAAAUCUAAGUAUGUAAAUAAACCUGUAUGUUGUAAAUGUGUCCCGUCAGGUAAGAGGAGCGGUUGUAUUUCAUUUUAUACUAGUCAAAUACCACAUGAAGUUUCUCAGCAGCAACCAUACCUUUGUGUUGUUUUCAUGUUUCUCCAACCGAUGAGCUUAAAUGGACCUGACUGCAAUAAUCAUGAGACUAAUUAUUUUAAUCUUUUGACAACCCUAAUAUUAAGGUCAUAACUUCUGUUGUACAGGUUUUUCCAAAUACCCUGGACUACCUCUGGUUAGAAAUGACAGACAUCUUCAUGAAAUAUUUAAGGUGGUCACAUGCAUGUAUCUGAACCUCAAUCAAAGCCUGUUUUUACCACAGAAAGUGAACUGCAUUUUUUUUUCUUUUCACAGUUCUGAAAAUAGUCAAUUAUGACUUAUUUUUACUAUUGUAAUAAAAUAAAAAAAACUGAGGGGAAUUUUUUGAGUGUUGGAAACGACCUUCUGUAGAACUGAAGUCAGAGGACCAGAAUUCAGGGGAGUAACUGCAUGUACUGGGUUAUAUGGUCAUUUUCCCCAGUAGUAUUUGUACAUACUCACCCAUGCCUUUAAAGAAUAUGCCUUACUGCAUCUUUUUCAUUAAUAAAGAUGAACACAUUUA